Molecule: messenger RNA, 702 nt
Organism: Pyricularia pennisetigena
Lineage: Eukaryota; Fungi; Ascomycota; Sordariomycetes; Magnaporthales; Pyriculariaceae
Exons: 2
Coding region: 1-702 (233 amino acids)
Biological process (GO): xylan catabolic process
Molecular function (GO): hydrolase activity, hydrolyzing O-glycosyl compounds
Source: RefSeq, a predicted model, not a curated record
AUGGUCUCCUUCACUUCCCUCGUCACGGCCGUCGUGGCCCUUGCGGGCUCGGCGCUUGCCAUCCCCGCUCCCGACGGCAACAUGACGGGCUUCCCGUUCGAGCAGCUCAUGCGGCGACAGUCGACGCCGUCGUCGACCGGCAGGCACAACGGCUACUACUACUCGUGGUGGACGGACGGCGCCUCCCCAGUGCAGUACCAGAACGGCAACGGCGGCAGCUACAGCGUCCAGUGGCAGUCGGGCGGCAACUUUGUCGGCGGCAAGGGGUGGAUGCCGGGUGGUUCCAAGAGCAUCACGUACUCUGGCACCUUUAACCCAUACAACAACGGCAAUGCUUACCUCUGCAUCUACGGCUGGACUCAGAACCCGCUCGUUGAGUACUACAUCCUCGAAAACUACGGCGAGUACAACCCCGGCAACAGCGCCCAGUCCCGCGGCACGCUCCAGGCGGCCGGCGGCACCUACACUCUGCACGAGUCGACCCGCGUGAACCAGCCCUCGAUCGAGGGCACGCGCACCUUCCAGCAGUACUGGGCCAUCCGCCAGCAGAAGCGCAGCAGCGGCACCGUCAACACGGGCGAGUUCUUCCAGGCCUGGGAGCGCGCCGGCAUGCGCAUGGGCAACCACAACUACAUGAUCGUCGCCACCGAGGGCUACCGCAGCGCCGGCAACAGCAACAUCAACGUCCAGACGCCUGCGUGA